Botrytis deweyae is the source of this 1170-nucleotide messenger RNA. RefSeq lists its product as uncharacterized. The transcript is spliced from 2 exons. The record is from RefSeq and is a predicted model, not a curated record. The coding region runs from base 258 to 545 and encodes 95 amino acids. Lineage: Eukaryota; Fungi; Ascomycota; Leotiomycetes; Helotiales; Sclerotiniaceae.
CAUCGGAUACCUAGUUUCCUAUGUAUGAUAUGUAUAUAUAUAUAUAAGUGUUGGGUAUCGCCGCAUUCUAACUAUCUUGUUGUUGAUGUCUAAUGUUGCACAUUUGAAUCAACAACUCAACACUGCCAACACAUCUUUAACUAAACAUAAAACCAUAUCAGCCUUAUCUCUGACUUAUAUCUACUGCCUACUGCAAAUAAGCUCACCCAGGUCAAUAUCAAAACCUGAGACUUACUUUACAUCUUUAAUAAUUCAUCAUGUCGGGCAACGAUGCAAGCAAUACCUCUGCUGAAGUCAAACAAUACUUCUUGAUCACAAAUGUUACGGCAUUCGAUGAUGAAAACACCAAAUUCGAUCUUCAAGCUGAAGCAUGGAGACUACCAUAUAGUAUCGACGACUCUGAUUUGACUUUCGACGGGACACCAUUAAACAUGUUGUAUGAAGAGAAUCGAUACAUGGCGGAAGAAGGUGUCACCAAUUACUCACAUGAUUCCAAAUCACAUGACAGAUCUACAGAGCGCGGAAGAAGUCGCCAGAAGGAGUAAAUUAAUUUUACAGUAAUAGCUACGAGCUUAUCGUUUUAAAAAUGCUGUGAGAUCUUCUACUCUGCAACAACUUUCUACUCGAAAUGGAACACAAUGGACGCAAAAGAAUUUUACGAUAUUGCUUCAAUCUUUGUCUUAUUGAUCGAAGUAAUUCUCAUGAGAGGCAUAGUAUGCAGCUUUUCGGAUAUAACUCGAAUCCUCAAGGAGCCAAAUAUUGGCAUUCCCAUUCGUGAGGGGGGUGCAUGAGCGCUUUCUAGUUCCGCUUGGGGCAGUGGAAGAAAUCUUCUUGGAUUUAGAGAAAGCUUUGGAUUAAUAUUAUGGAUGAGAAUACCGAAUCAGACUCACCUUUCUGGAAAGCACGCUAGGAGAACUCCAAUUGAGAUCCCAUCAUCAAUCGUUAUCCGCCCGAUGAGCUUGAAAUAGCAGACAUCAAAUCAACGCAUUCGUAAGACAACUGCUUGGAAACGUCGUACCUGUUGCAAAUGCCAUCAAGAAGAAAAGAGCGAGCCAGGAGUCUGGUUUGGCAGAAGGGAUUUGUCGAACUUCGAUUGAUCGCCUCGACACUCACCGGCCCUCGUUGUGUUUCUUUCACCAAUAGCACCAACUCUAACCGCUCACAAGCGAG